This is a messenger RNA of Leptinotarsa decemlineata (Colorado potato beetle), 2239 nucleotides long. RefSeq names its product Thioredoxin reductase 1 (gene Trxr1). NCBI's taxonomy places the organism in Eukaryota, Metazoa, Arthropoda, Insecta, Coleoptera, Chrysomelidae. Gene Ontology annotation, cellular component: cytosol; mitochondrion. The record is from RefSeq and is a predicted model, not a curated record. Gene Ontology annotation, biological process: cell redox homeostasis; cellular response to oxidative stress; glutathione metabolic process. Gene Ontology annotation, molecular function: glutathione-disulfide reductase (NADPH) activity; thioredoxin-disulfide reductase (NADPH) activity; flavin adenine dinucleotide binding.
UUUGAGUUAUUGAUAAUGCCGCGGGCGGGAAGUAAUGGAUGUUGUCAAAGAAUUAUGACAGUAUCUAGAGUCAAAAGUAGAUGUACAUGUAAUAAUAGUUACGAAUACGAUCUAGUCGUCAUUGGGGGCGGAUCAGGUGGUUUAUCAGCAGCCAAAGAAGCCACCAAUUUGGGUGCCAAAGUCGCCGUCUUGGACUACGUGACUCCCAGUCCUCGUGGAAGCAAAUGGGGCUUGGGAGGUACCUGUGUCAAUGUGGGGUGCAUCCCCAAGAAGUUGAUGCAUCAAGCCGCUCUACUGGGAGAAGCUGUGAAGGAUGCCCAAAGUUAUGGAUGGCAAUUUCCCGACGCCGAAAAUAUCUCCCAUAGUUGGGAUGCUUUGAGAGAUGCCGUCCAGGGACAUGUCAAAUCCGUGAAUUGGGUCACAAGAGUGGAACUGAGGGAUAAGAAAGUAGAGUAUAUCAACGGCGUAGGCGUAUUCAAAGACCCCUUCACUGUGCAGACGGUGACGAAGCAAGGAGAACGCCUCCUGACGGCAAAAUAUUUCCUGAUAGCUGUUGGAGGUAGACCGCGCUACCCCGAUAUACCUGGAGCAAUAGAAUACGGCAUCAGCAGUGACGACAUCUUUAGUUUGCCGAACGAACCUGGCAAAACACUGGUGGUCGGGGCUGGAUAUAUUGGACUGGAAUGCGCCGGUUUCUUGAGAGGUUUGGGUUACGAUGCAACCAUCAUGGUGAGGUCCGUCGUCUUAAGAGGUUUUGAUCAACAAAUGGCGGAAGUUAUCGCUGCGGAAAUGCAAGAUAAAGGAGUGAAGUUCCUGCACAAGUGCCUUCCGAAAGCCGUUGAAAAACUCGACGACGGCAAAUUGAAGGUUACUUGGGUAAACGCCCAAAAGGAAGAGUUCAAUGAUGUUUUCGAUACGGUCCUCUUCGCUAUAGGAAGAAGAGCUUUGACUCGGGAACUCGACUUGGCGAAGGCUGGUGUCAAAGUUGCCGGUGACGGUGAGAAAAUUGAUGCCAUUAACGAACAGACCAAUGUUCCCCAUAUUUACGCCGUAGGAGAUGUUUUAUAUAAAAAGCCAGAACUCACUCCUGUUGCUAUUCAUGCAGGACGAUUGUUAGCCCGUAGGUUAUUCGGAGAUUCGACUGUAAACAUGGAUUACGAGAACGUAGCUACGACUGUAUUCAGUCCUUUGGAAUAUGGUUGCGUGGGUCUGAGCGAAGAAGCAGCCACGGAAAAGUACGGUGCCGAUAACUUGGAAAUCUACCAUGGUUACUACAAACCCACUGAAUUUUUCAUUCCUCAAAGGAACAUUUCACAUUGUUACCUCAAGGUAGUAGCUCUAAGAGAAGGCGAUCAGAAAGUUUUGGGAAUGCACUUCAUUGGACCGAACGCCGGAGAAAUCAUUCAGGGAUUUGCUGCUGCAAUUAAGCUUAACUUGACAGUUCAGGUGCUCAUGAACACUGUCGGCAUCCACCCGACCAUCGCCGAAGAAUUCACUAGGAUCAACGUGACGAAACGAUCGGGAAAAGACCCCAAUCCCGCAUCUUGCUGCAGUUAAUAAGUAGGUCUACUAAGGGAGACAUUAAGUCAUUACGUUUUAGCACGACAGUGUCAGUCAAAUUCUCGUUUUUCUGUUCCUCUUGCACCUCAAAAAUAUACAUUGAAGUACUCAAAAUUGUUCACAAUUAUAGUUUUGUUAAAAGGGGGGUGAAUGUUUGAAUUCAAUUUAGUUGUUGAAUACUCAGUGAGACCCGGUGAAAGUGUCAUUGCUGAGGAGUAUCUCCGGAUAAUGGCUUUGGCACAAAACUUGUUUAAAGUAUACCCAUUCUUACCCCUCAACGAUUGAUAUUAAACUGGCCCCAUUUCAUUUGUUUCAUUUCAGUUUUUAUCAUUAAAAAUAUCAAGUAUUAUGAUACCAAUUCCUUUAAGAAUCUGGAUGUAGCCGACAGCAAACUUUUUCCUCGAGGAUGAUGAUGACGAUAAUGAUGAAAAUUACUAGAUUAACACACUAUUCCACUUGAUUAUUGUUUCAACACACUUAAUUUUGCCCUUGGAUUAAUAUACGCAGUUGAUCUAUGUUCUGUCUCUUGAUUUUUUUGAUAUUAUGCUGGUUGAUUAACUCUCGUGGCCGGUGAUUUGUUUUAUGUUUUUCGCUUGUAUCUUAGACUGAGCAUCUGCUACCGAUUGUUGUCUUGGUUAGGCUAUUUUAACACCUUUCCUAUUAAAGUUUUAUUUCUGUA